This is a messenger RNA of Beta vulgaris subsp. vulgaris (sugar beet), 3722 nucleotides long. Its product is annotated as probable ubiquitin conjugation factor E4. Gene Ontology annotation, cellular component: ubiquitin ligase complex; cytoplasm; nucleus. Gene Ontology annotation, molecular function: ubiquitin-ubiquitin ligase activity. NCBI's taxonomy places the organism in Eukaryota, Viridiplantae, Streptophyta, Magnoliopsida, Caryophyllales, Amaranthaceae. The record is from RefSeq and is a predicted model, not a curated record. The coding region runs from base 290 to 3424 and encodes 1044 amino acids. Gene Ontology annotation, biological process: protein polyubiquitination. The transcript is spliced from 16 exons.
CCCCUAAAAAAAAAAAAAGUUUCUAUCGGAUAAACUGGAUUAUUAUUCCCAUCCCGGGCUUCCCGGCAAUUCAGCAGAAUCACUUCACUUCUUCAACUAUAACUAAUCUCCUAAAGCCCUAAUUUCAGAAAGUAUAUCUUUCUCACUAUCUCAACUUCUCAACCAUCAAAUUCCAGUUUAACUCUCAUGUCAUUCUCCUCAAUUCCAUCCCCAAUUACCAAUCCAAAUCCCUAAUUAUUAACAAUUCAUCUUCAAUUGAUAUUAGUUCAUUUCAAUUUCAAACACAAUAAUGGCGACCCCAAAACCACAACGAUCGCCAGCACAAAUCGAAGACAUAAUUCUCCGAAAGAUUUUCCUCGUAUCUCUCGUUGAUUCGACGGAAUCCGAUUCUCGCGUAGUUUAUCUCGAAUUAACAGCUGCUGAAAUUCUCAGCGAAGGUAGGGAAUUGCUGCUUUCUAGGGAUUUGAUGGAAAGGGUUUUAAUUGAUCGGCUUUCGAAUCAGUUCCCCAAUUCCGAGGCACCGUUUUCUUAUCUAGUAGGUUGUUUUCGACGUGCUUAUGAUGAAGGGAAGAAGAUUAUGAACAUGAAAGAUAAGAAUUUAAGGUCUGAAAUGGAGUUGGUUGUUAAGCAAUCGAAGAAAUUGGCGGUUUCGUAUUGCCGGAUUCAUUUAGGUAAUCCUGAUAUGUUUCCUGGUGUGGAUGCUACUGAUGUUAAUGUCGGUGUUAAUCCAUUGGGGAAGAAGCCGUCACCGUUGUUGUCGUUGAUUUAUUCUGAGGUUGGAGGCGCGGUUAUUGAUAGCUAUGGAGGGGGUGGAAGUAGUAGUAGUGGGUUAACAAGCCCACCUGGGUUCUUGGAUGAAUUCUUUGGGGAGGGAGAUUUCGAUAGUUUGGACCCGGUUUUUAAGUUUUUGUAUGAUAAUUUAAGGGAGAAAGUGGUGAGGGAAUCAGCAUUGGGGAAUUUUCAGCAGCCAUUGAGGGCUUUGUUGUAUCUGGUUAAUUUCCCAGCUGGGGCAAAGUCUUUAGUUACUCAUAAAUGGUGGAUGCCACCAGGUUCGUUUCUGAAUGGUCGCGCUAUGGAGGUUGCUAGCAUUUUGGGUCCCUUCUUUCAUAUCAGUGCAUUGCCUGAUACUGCCCUUUUCAAGAGCCAACCUGAUGUUGGUCAGCAGUGUUUCUCUGAAGCAUCAACCCGUCGUCCAGCUGAUCUACUAUCAUCAUUCACUACCAUAAAGACCGUGAUGAAUGGCUUAUAUGAUGGUUUACACGAGGUUUUACUUUGUCUUCUGAAAAAAUCAGAUACUCGAGAAAGUGUUCUAGAGUUUCUAGCAGCUGUGAUCAAUAACAAUUCCUCAAGGGCGCAUUUGCAGAUUGAUCCAUUGACGUGUGCAAGCUCUGGCAUGUUUGUUAAUCUUAGCGCUGUUAUGCUUAGGCUUUGUGAGCCAUUUUUAGAUGCUAAGCUCAGUAAACGAGAUAAAAUCGAUCCUAGCUACGUAUUUUACAGUAACCGUUUGGAUUUAAGAGCACUAACAGCUCUCCAUGCAUCGUCAGAGGAAGUUUCUGAAUAUAUUUCUGAGCUUAAUAAUGGAAGAUUAGAUGGUUCUACUGAUAAUAACGUUCCAGAUAACCGCUUGUUGACAUCUUUGGAAGCCACUGGUUCUGGCAAUAAUUCUGGUGGACCUUCUGUUCAGAGUGUUCAGAAUGUUAGAUAUCCUUUCAUUUGUGAAUGCUUCUUUAUGACGGCAAGGGUUCUUAACUUGGGUGUACUAAAAGCAUUUUCUGAUUUCAAGCAUCUAGUUCAGGAUAUUUCGAGGUCUGAAGAUUCCCUGGCUACCUUAAAGGCGAUGCUCGAGCAAGCUCCUACGCGUCAGUUGGAGCUGGAUAUAGCUCGUCUUGAAAAGGAGAUUGAAUCAUUUUCACAGGAGAAGUUGUGUUAUGAAGCACAAAUUCUUAGGGAUGGGGGACUGAUUCAACAAGCUUUAUCAUUUUGCCGGUUAAUGGUUGUAUGGUUGGUUGGCCUAGUUGGUGGUUUUAAACUGCCCCUUCGAUUACCUUGUCCUAUGGCGUUUGCUUGUAUGCCAGAACAUUUUGUGGAGGAUGCAAUGGAGUUGCUGAUAUUUGCAUCUCGGAUCCCAAAAGCUUUGGAUGGUGUCGAAUUGGAUGAUUUCAUGAAUUUCAUCAUCAUGUUUAUGGCGAGCCCUGAAUAUGUUAGAAAUCCUUAUCUAAGAGCCAAAAUGGUCGAAGUGCUGAAUUGUUGGAUGCCUCGAAGGAGUGGCUCUUCUGCAACAGCUAGUCUAUUUGAAGGACAUCAAUUGUCUCUGCAAUAUCUUGUCAAGAAUCUUUUAAAGCUGUAUGUAGACAUUGAAUUCACGGGUUCUCACACACAGUUCUAUGAUAAAUUCAAUAUCCGUCACAAUAUUGCAGAGCUUCUGGAAUACCUUUGGCAGGUUCCUAGUCACCGUAAUGUUUGGAGACAGAUUGCAAAGGAGGAAGAAAAGGGUGUCUACCUUAAUUUCUUAAAUUUCCUGAUUAAUGAUAGCAUCUACCUCCUCGACGAGAGUCUUAAUAAAAUCCUUGAACUCAAAGCAUUGGAAGCUGAGAUGUCCAAUACUGUUGAAUGGGAACAAAGGCCUGCUCAAGAGAGGCAGGAGAGAACUCGGCUUUUCCAUUCCCAAGAGAAUAUAAUAAGAAUUGAUAUGAAACUGGCAAAUGAAGAUGUUAGUCUGCUGGCUUUUACUUCAGAGCAGAUCACAUCGCCUUUCCUUCUUCCGGAGAUGGUUGAAAGAGUCGCUAGCAUGCUAAAUUACUUUUUGCUACAACUUGUGGGUCCCCAGAGGAAAUCGCUUAGCUUGAAGGAUCCUGAAAAGUAUGAGUUCCGUCCAAAACAUUUGCUCAAACAGAUUGUCAACGUAUAUGUUCAUCUGGCAAGAGGAGAUAAGGGCAAUGUUUUCCCUGCUGCAAUCUCAAGGGAUGGUCGCUCAUAUAAUGAACAGUUGUUUAGUGCUGCAGCUGACGUUCUUAUGAGGAUAGGAGAAGAUGGAAGGAUUAUACAGGAGUUUGUUGAACUUGGUGCAAAAGCUAAAGCCGCAGCUGUUGAAGCCAUGGAUGCAGAGAAUGCUCUUGGUGAUAUACCUGAUGAAUUCUUGGACCCAAUUCAGUACACGCUGAUGAAGGACCCAGUUAUAUUGCCAUCUUCUCGAGUCAUUCUUGAUCGUCCAGUCAUCUUGAGGCAUCUACUGAGUGAUAGUACCGAUCCUUUCAAUCGUUCCCCACUUACUCCCGACAUGUUAAUUCCUGAUCAUGAGCUGAAGUCAAAAAUCGAAGAAUUUGUAAGGAGCCAUUCAACUAGGAGCCUUGAUGAUGGUAUAAACGCGACAAGCACGAAAGGAACGAUACAAACUCCAACAACCGAGAUGCAAUUGAUUGAUUAAGACACCUAGAUGAUCUAAUCUAGGUUAUACCGAAGGUUGGUAAGCAAGCUUAAAUGAUGCAAAUUGGAUAUCUUAUUGAUGUUAGUGAAGGUACUGGUGUGGUAUUUGGAGCUGUUGAAAUCCUCUUGUGGAAAAUAUAUAUUUCGAGAAAGAAAUUGUAGAUGUUUGAUUAAUGUAAAUAUGAAAUGAAAGGAGUAGGUCAUCAGAGCGCUCAAUAUUUCGUUUCUCUUCUCAAAUGGUCGAUUAUUGGGUUUUUGAAUUAAUUCAAUUGAGAUAGAAUUGGAUAGUGUUUGGGAAA